AUGCAACGUCAUCUCGGUUGGCUAGCACGUAGCAGAGUGUUUCAUCUUAGCCUGCGGAGAAACUCGGUCCAACCAACGGAAUCGUAUACACUGGUGGAUAAACUUGGUCAGAUAUACCGAGACAUAAGCUCCAUCUUAUCCUUUCACUCGAAAGUGUACGAAAAUUAUUUCAAUGCGGCUUCUAUUCAGUACACAAGGCGAUGCUUCCGCUCGGCACUCAUUUUCGCUCUCUUCACCUAUUGGGGCUGCAUAUUUGCUGCGGCCUACAACACUGGUGCGUUUGAAGAGCACAUCAUGAAGCUAUUUCUGGUUCUGAUGGUAGCAGCGUUGCUCCUUUAUCUUUUUUCUUAUAACAAAUACAGCCAUCAAUGGUACUCACGCACUUCAUGUGCCGUUCUAGCCGUGGCGUUCUCCAUAUCCAUGAUCGGCUCUAUGGAAGUAAUAGUCAAGUGGAUUUCUAUCAUACCGUAUUUAGAAAUGCUGUUCAGUUUGUGUAUUAUAUUACCUUUAACGCUCGAUUUUACGCUGUCUUUGAUUGUGUCGUUUUCUUUUGCCUACAUGAAUGCGGCGGAACAUCAGAUUACUUUCACCACCUGUGGCAAUGAAACUUAUUCGUAUGGGACUAACCUAACCGAUGAUCAAUCGCGCACCCUGAGUUUUUACUGUGGCAUCAGGCAUGGUGUUACAAUUGAGUUUGCUUUGUGCGUUCUGAUCUUCAUUACAGGUAUGUACCUGCAGUUUUGGAAUACAAUAAGACGAAGAGCUGCUUUCAUCUACAUUGGACAGGCCGUGCACCUGCAACGACGAAACCGAAAAGUUUUAGCGACAAACGAAAGUCUGAGGGAUGUUCUUAUGCCUUCAUUUAUCUGGCACAAGUACGAAGGCAAAGAAAACCUUCGUCAAACCUAUGCAAACAGAAGACUUUACCUCCAGUCAGCAGUGGAUGUAACAAUUCUCGUCACUGAACUAGUCAAUUUCCGUGAACUGAUUUCAACUCAAGACAUACAGACAGUUGUACUGAUCAUGUCAGAUAUGAUAGACUACUUUGAUCGGAAAUCGAACGAAUACGACUGUGAGCGCUUGGCUGUUCUUCCUGACACCUAUGUAUAUACUUGUGGUGUUGUUAAAUCACGAAUGAAUCACGCAAGAUGUUGUGUGGAACUGGCCCGUGCUAUGGUGCAUGUAAAUGAACACCUGACCUUAGAACGUAGUCACUUGGUUCUUUUACGAGUCGGAAUCCACACAGGGAAGGUUACGAUUAUGGUUUGGGGAGGCAGAAAAGUUCAUUAUGACUUGAUUUCUCCAGAUGUCUUCAUUGCGUUUCACGUCAAAGAUUCUGGUCCUCCAGGUUACAUAACGAUUUCGGAUGACACUCACACACGAGUACACAUGAACUUUCCGACAGAAUUAGGCGAGAGGCUAAUCUUACAAACUGAAUGUUUAGUUGAUGGGAAGUUCACCGUACGUUCUAAGGCGCUACAAACGUAUUACGUAACGCAGGAGCCUACUGAAAUGGAAGGUUCAAUUACUUCCUCUGUCAAGUCGGAACAUGGUCUUUUUGAGCGUUGUGUACACCUGCUGGGCCAAAUUCGUGCGAGUAAAUCAAGAAAACCGACACUCCUCAAUCAAGACUUCGCAAGUGAGGCAUUUGCUGCGGCAACAACAGUCGGACGUCGCAGCGUAUUUUGUGUCUCUCCAAAGGAAUCGGCCAUCCCGAACACCUCUAUUCAUUGUAAUGGAGAAAUAUCUCGUUGGAACAAAGAUCGAACUGAAGAAUUAGACAGCGGCAAACCCUAUCAACUCGACGCAGAGGUUCUGCGUUUGAUCACUCAGCUUCGUGCGGACCCAAAGCGGCAAAUCACAUUGAUGCAGUAUAUUCCAGUAGGCACCUGGUCAAACGUUUUUACAAAUCGAGAACUAGAGUGGCAUUAUGUAAACCAUGUUCAAGACCCGAACAAUCCUAUCUAUAUUGACUCGCUAAAACUGGCACCCGCUAUGGACGCCAUAAUGAUCCUGGUGACAACGGUCACUUUACUGGUCUGUUCGAUGACCUUUACUGGGUACGAAAGGAGCGACAGACGUAUUUUCAUCUUGUAUGCAUUGGAAGUGUUCGUUGCACUCCUUCUGUGUGUAUGUGUCUGCUGGACGAGCACAAGAUUUGUACAGUCUGUGACCGCAGGUGUGGGACGUCGUCUAUUUGUCAUCAUGUCCAGAAAUUCCACGAGGCAAUUUUUUGUCUUCGUUCUAACUAUCCUACCAAGCAUACAUUCAUUUAUCUUCUUUUCGCUGCUUGAGGUAAACGUUGUUGGAGAGUUACGCUCGAACAACGCACUCAUUGUUUUUAACACCAUUUCGAUCCUCAACAUAAUGGUUGCUACAACUAAUUCAAAAUGGAUAGGUAUUCUAAGUUUGUUUAUUUGUCAUUUCGGUUACUUGUACACCUAUGGCACUAUAAUUGAGCCAAAACGGUUCAGUCCAUCCACUUGGGGCAGUAUCAACAGCUUAUUAAUGGCAGAAGAAUUGAUGAGUGACCAGCUGAUUAGAGUUUGUACAUCCUUCAUUGUGGUCUUGACGAUGAUUAACCUGAACGAGAGAAAUUGUCGCCUGAACUUCAUUGCAAUGCGCGAGCUGCAGAUCUCUCGUGAGGAGUCGGAAAUCUACCAUACCAGAUUACGAGAGAUGAUGAAUCAUUUACUGCCGAGCUAUGUUAAACGGCAGCUCCUACGUUCACGUUUUAGUAUCCCAAAUUCUUCUGUCAAACACCACAAUGCAGAAUGGGAAAACGUUGGAGUUGCUGUUCUCUAUAUGUCGAAUUUGUACAUCACACACUGGAAUUUAGAAUCCGCUCAAUGGGAGCUGAGUUUGAAGGUCCUGAACUUGUUUGUGUGUACCAUUGACGAUAUGAUUUCUAGUGGAAGGUUUACUGAGCUUGAGAAAGUGCGCUUUUUCAAUGAUAUGAUCGUACUGGCCAGCGGACUGAACCAGUUUACGACCUGGGAUUGUUCCGAUACAACACACAUGGAUAUACUCGUUGAAUUCUGCGUUCAAGCCCAGCGUCGAAUGCAACGGAUCAAUAGUGAACACCUGUCAAAGAAACGAAUGAUUGAUUUGAAGAUUGGCUACACAAGAGGGCAGGUUACGACGGCAGUAAUCGGUCUGCGGAAACCAACGUUCGUUGCUUGGGGAAGAUCUCUUGAAGUGGCAGAAAACGUCGCUCGUAAUGCCUUUGCGCACGAAGUACAAACAGUUUUUGAAUGCACCUUGAUCUUGUCCGCGCAGUAUGAGGCUAUUUUGGCCGGAGUGAUACCUGUUGAAAACGAGGGUCUUCUCGACACUUAUAUUGUUCGACCGCACCGGUAG
Opisthorchis viverrini is the source of this 3360-nucleotide messenger RNA. RefSeq lists its product as hypothetical. The transcript has a single exon. The record is from RefSeq and is a predicted model, not a curated record. Gene Ontology annotation, biological process: cyclic nucleotide biosynthetic process; intracellular signal transduction; adenylate cyclase-activating G protein-coupled receptor signaling pathway. Bases 1 to 3360 code for a protein of 1119 amino acids. Lineage: Eukaryota; Metazoa; Platyhelminthes; Trematoda; Opisthorchiida; Opisthorchiidae. Gene Ontology annotation, molecular function: adenylate cyclase activity.